Molecule: messenger RNA, 4390 nt
Organism: Aedes aegypti (yellow fever mosquito)
Lineage: Eukaryota; Metazoa; Arthropoda; Insecta; Diptera; Culicidae
Product: mucin-19
Exons: 4
Coding region: 319-4110 (1263 amino acids)
Source: RefSeq, a predicted model, not a curated record
UCUCCGCUUCACGUUCAAAUCAAACGAGUUCGAGUCGCGUUCGGUUCUGGGUGAUUCCUGUUUUCGUUGUGCUACGGCGAAAUAAAAUUAAGCCCAAAUCCACGAUCAAAAGUAGCAUUAAACUGUGUCCCGCUUUAGUGCAAGUGUUUCCCUAGUGAAAUGUGGUAAAAUCUUUGAGGGAAAGUCGAGAAAGUGGGGUGAAUUGAGUGGUUGAAAUUUCAUGAUUGCAGCCGUCGUCUUCUGUCGCUGUGAGGGGUCAAGGAGAACCGCGAAUACUACACCUUCUCUGUUACUACUCGAUGAGAAUUGGAGCUGGAAAUGAAUCACAAUCGGAGUAAGUUCACGUCGUUCAACGAUCUGAGCGGGGUAAAUCUGAGCCGCACGCUUAGCAGUCCGGUAGCGGAAUCGACACACCUGAAAGGGCCGAAUAACCGGAGCGGGUUGUUUGCUAGUCCGGCCAAAGUGGUGGGUGGAAGUGCCAAGCGGAAACCAACGUCACCACUGUUCAACAGUAGGACCACCUUCAAAAGCAGUGGGAACCUGAGCUCGGUGGGAUUCAGUCGGAUCGAUCCACAAGUUUACACGGAUGCUCAGAGCCGGGGUUUGGUCAACCGCUUGGUAAAGUACCAUGACAGGACACAAUCACCACUGAAUCGGAGCCAGUCGAUGACCAGUGUGUACAACAAACCGGGCCAGUUCCCGGUGGUGCAUUUGAAGAAAACCGAAAUCAAAUAUUCGCCCCGGCGGAACAAUUCCGUGACGUCGGUUCGAAUUGCGCCACCGGAGAAGUCCGUCUUUCAAGCGAACACGCGAUCGAACAUCUUGAGGGCGGGAUCGCUACUGGUUCCAGCGGAGCCCCAUUUGAAUAGGACGAGGGGACCUCAGCCGGAGGAUGAAAUCGACGCAGAGAACAGAGUUAUCGCACCGACCGCGGAACUGGAUGCGGCACCGACAAAGAGUGUCCUGGAUGCCUUGAAGGAAAUUUCUCGGAAGCGGAUAAAUAACGAAGAACUGGAUGCGGACCGGAUCAAAAAGCAGUGCAAGGAACUGUCGGAGGUCGAUUCUGGAGGGGGCGGCGGAACAAAACGAGCCAGAGAACUUCCGUCAUCAGCUUCGCCACCCUUGAAGGGUUCCAGCGAACAGUUGCAGAAGAAGCGAUUAUGUUGUAAGAACAAUGAUAUUCUAAGCUCGUUGAGUUCCAGUUUGGUGAUGAGUACGCCCAAAAGGGUUGAGCCGAUUCCGUCGAGGCCACGAGGAUUGAAUAUGGAUCAAACUUUUGCUACCAAUGUGGCAACUCCAGUUGGACUGAAUACUACAGUAGCGACCGAGAGGAUGAUUGAGUCGCGAGAACCGGCCUUGCUGACCCGAAUCGAGUCUGCACCGUUGCCACAGAUAGUGAGGAGUGUACCGGAAAUCGUCCCCGCAGUGAGGCCAAAACCAACCCAGCCCAAAAUUACUCUGUUCAACAAAAAGUAUGACGAGACGUUGGUGAGGCCAGUGGUAAGCGACAACGAAGAACAAGACGAUGACGAAGAACUAGGCGGCCGGAUCAGUUUCAUAAAGCCAAAAGAGAAGUCACCGAUUUUGAACAGUGAUAAAGCCGCUUUGAAGCAGGUUGAGAAAUCGAAGCUUUCGUUGAUUCUCAGCUGUCUUAGCGAGGAUAACGACGAUGAAGAAGAGCCCCCGAAAAUGGUCAUGAAUUCUCACACUGUGUUCAAAGAUACGGUGGAUGCACCGAAACCGCUACCGAAGGUCGAGGAAAAGAAACCGGAAGUGACGAUCCCCAAACCACCCAGUGGAAUUGCCGCUUUGAUCAGUGAACCCAUCAAAGACCCUGGCUUGGGUAAAAUUGAGCCUCCCAAACCGUCGAUACCCAAAGCAAGUGAGCCACCUAAACCAGCCGAAGGAUUCAGCUUUGGAACACCAGCCAAGACGACAGAUCUUAACGCUACCUUCAAUUUCCAAACCCCAACGAAACCUGUUGCUGCUCCCGUGGAAUCAAAGGCUCCGGAGAAAGCGAAUGGGGGUUUCACAUUCGGAACCACUGCAGCCGUCUCAACUUCCAGCGCUCCGAAAAGCGAUGCUCCUCCAGCCUACAGCUUCGCCACGGCCAACACCAAUUCCGCUCCGGCCAUGGCAACACCAUCCGGCUUUGGCUUUGGGAAAUCUCCACCAUCGUCAGCCGCCAUCACUACAAAUACAACCACCGCAACUCCCAGCUUGAUCAGUUUCUCACCGGCGCCAACGUCCAAGAAUGAGCCGCCAAAGAGUGGCUUUUCGCUUCUACCAGCCAUUUCUACCAAUGCGUCAUCCGGAAGCCCUCAAAAUACCUUGAGCACCGCUAAAUCGUCCAUCCCAGCAUUCGGAAGUGGUUCCGGAUUCAGUGCUUUCAAGCCUCUGUCACCUACCGCUUCCUCUACUGUAACAACAACCCCUGCAUCGGCUGCGGUUCCAUCUUUCGGAACCAUCACGGCAUCUACUCCCGCUACAACCAGUCCAGCUGCCACCCUCUCCUCUACUGGUGGCUUUUCUUUCGGAACUGGCACUUCCCUGAAACUAACGACAGCGAUAUCCACCGCAACAACAACCACAAGUGCUUUCUCCUUUGGCGCGGCAACUCCUGUGGCUCCCACGCCAGCAACAGUAACUCCUGCUGCUUUCGGAGCUACUUCCGCUGCACCGAAAUUCGGCUUCGGAUCAACUACUUCCUCUACCGUUCCCUCGUUUGGCGCCCCAACGACGACAGCCACCACAGCGGCACCUUCAUUCGGUGGUUUCUCAGCAAAGGCCGCUCCUCCUACGACGGCACCUCCUGCCUUCGGUAGCGUGGUCAGUUCCAGCAAUUCCACAGUUACUUCACCCUCAGCGGGCAUAUUCGGAGGCUCAGCAGCUCCCGCCAAACCGACCACGUUCGGUCAAGUGCCAUCCGCCGCUAACUCCACGUUUUCAUUCGGUGCCCAAGCGCAACCUGCGGCCUCCACCACCACCAGCAACACCGGGGCAUUUUCCUUUGGAGGGGCAGCAACGUCAGCACAAACGGCCACAACGACAGCAGCACCUGUGGGCGCUACCGGAAGCAACAUUUUCGGCAAUGCCAGUAACAGCACAGCAGCACCGAGUUUCGGUGCGGUACCUUCGUUCGGUACAAAUCCGGCGCCGACAUUUGGUGCCACCAGUCCCCCUGCGUUUGGUGCUUCCACUACCAGCGCUGCACCGGUGGCCAGCGGAUUUGGGGCACCACCUGUGUUUGGUGGUAGUUCCGGUUCGUUAGCUACUUCCGCUAAUACAAGUUCCGUAUUUGGUGGCUCUUCAUCGGUCACGUCGCCAUUCGGUGCAACCAACUCGACACCGGCAGCAUCCACCACUAACUUAUUCGGUGCUGCCAGUUCCAACAAUAAUCAAUCCAACGUCACAUCCUCAACUCCGGCUCCGUUCUCGUUCGGUGCCGCGGCAGGCUCGACAUCAACUGCAGCACCAGCAAAUAAACCUUUUGCAUUUGGAGGAAUCGGCACCGCAAGCACCAACAAUAGCAACAACAGUGUCCUCAACUCAUCGGUCUCGUCUGGCAACCUUGCUAAAGCCAGCAGUUUCAGCUUUUCUGCAGGAUCGAAUUCCACAGCACCAGCACCGGUAGCCCCCCAAGCUUCGUUCAGCUUCGGGAAUGCCACCAAUAGUUCUGCCGCCCCUCCACCAGCCUUCGGCAGCAGCACUGGCAACACUUCUUUCUCCUUCAACGCCAAUGCCACCAACAACACCACCACGAGCAACCAAGCUGUCGUGAAGCCGUUCUCGUUCGGGACACCGGCUCAAUCUGCUCCUGCUCCUUCCGCAGCUGGUGCCGGAAUCUUCGGUGCUGCUGCCGCAUCCCCACCGCCAGCAUUCAAUUUCUCCGCCGGAUCGAACGCCGCUGGCAGCACUGUGGGCGGCGCCACCCCAGCACCAGCAUUCUCAUUCACCGGUGGUGCUGCGGCAGCACCAGGAGGUCCCUUUGCGAUGCCCAACGGAACGGCACCGGGAGGGGCACCGAUGUUCAGCAUAGGAACCGGUGGCGGAAGCAAUCUGCCUCCCGGGCGGAGGCCCAUUCGGACGGCAACCCGCCGGCUCAAGUGAUCGCAGAGAUAAGGAACGUAACGGUUUAGAUGUGUAAGUAUUUGAUACUGUAAAAUUCGUUUGGAACUUCAUGUAUUUUUGUGUACAGAAGAGAAAGCUUAUUGCAGAUCCAAUGUUUUCUAUUUUGGUCAAUGGCAUAUUAUACAGUCUCGUUUUUUUUUUCUUUACGUGAAAAAUCUACUUGUGGAACAAAAAUUCUGCUAAUCAGAAGGACGAUUGUGUGCUCGUCAAAUCAUUAUGUAAUAAAGCUAGACCAACUGGUGAUAUAUUUAACAAAGAA